AUGGACUUCAAACGCCCUCUGGCUGGUAUUGCAAGCAUGUCUAUGGUUCCUUUGCCGACAAAGAAGGCUCGAUAUGAACCCGCUGCAUUGGCACUUGCCCAAUAUGGUGGAAGCUACGGCAGGGCUUCGUCGCAAAUCGUACCGGCUGGACAACCAGGGAGUAUUCCUCGAACUUCUGGACUACAAGCUCCCAAUAUGCUUCUAGAUGGACAUGAUAGUGAAAUUUAUUGUGGCAAGUUCUCCUCCGAUGGUAUGUUUCUGGUCAGCGCAGGUUUUGACCGACGAAUUAUGCUCUGGGAGACUUAUGGCGAUUGUCAGAAUAUCGCUACCUUGUUAGGUAAGUAG
This is a messenger RNA of Echinostoma caproni, 345 nucleotides long. NCBI's taxonomy places the organism in Eukaryota, Metazoa, Platyhelminthes, Trematoda, Plagiorchiida, Echinostomatidae. The record is from the annotation of a GenBank genome assembly.